This is a messenger RNA of Arabis nemorensis, 612 nucleotides long. The record is from the annotation of a GenBank genome assembly. NCBI's taxonomy places the organism in Eukaryota, Viridiplantae, Streptophyta, Magnoliopsida, Brassicales, Brassicaceae.
AUGGAAAAAACGACGUCGUCUUUGUCUUCGUCUCUUGAUCCCUCAAGGUGCCGGAAGGUCUGGAGCGGUGGUCGUCGAGCGACCAUCAUAUUUCGCGGCAACUUUCUUCCUCAAUGGUUUCAGGCUGAGGGCUCCAUGCUUUGUUCGUUUCCUCCAAGUCUGAACGUCCUCUGCGCCAAAGUUAGCCAUGAAGCAUCGAAAUCCUCGACCAAAUCAAAACCCGCCAGGUCCACGGCUCGUGCUGUCAACUCUAAGCCGUGGUCAGACGAAGUCGAGUCUUCACUCUCUUCUCUUCAUCCAUCUGAACCGCUCUCUAGAACCACCGCUCUACAAACACUGAUAACCCCUUCAAUCCUCUUCUUUGACUGGGUUUCCAACUCUCACAAAGAGCAGUCUUUCUUCCUCAUGUUAGAGUUCCUAGGCCGAGCUCGGAAUCUCAACGUGGCUCGUUCUCGAUUGAGAAAAGGUCUAAUGGCUGCGUUAAGCUCGAGGAUCUACGGAAACGCUGGGCUGUUCGAGGAUGGGAGUCUCGCCUUCCGUUGUUACAUUCAACAGUCUUCUCUCCAUUUUGCGUCGGGAUACUCCAGAUUCGUUCACUUUAAACAUAUUUGA